GUAAUCGGUCGUAAUAUGCAAUUUGAUGGCAUAUUGUAGUGUUGUAUAAGUUGUGUAGUUUUGCAGGGUUAAGCUUAUUUCUCAUCUUUCUAAUUAGUGUGAAAGUCUUCGUCAGUUACAAAAAUUUGUACUAACAAUUUACACAUUUUUGACAUUGUUUUUUAAACUACAGUAGUAAACAAGCGGAAAUGUUCAAUGCAUUUUCUUGCAUGUUGUAUUAUCAGUGUCUAUUAACCAUAGUUUAUGACACACAGGUACAGAAGUAGACUUAGGCCACAAGACUUGUUCGAAAUCCCGUCUUAUAUACUAAUGACUUAACGUGUUUCUUGCAGUGAUAGAUAGAAAUAGUGUCAACUGUGUGUGAAUUAGUAGAUGUUAUUUACAGAACACAAUAAAUAUGCAGAAAAGAGCAUUACACUUAGUUUUCAGUUAAUCCAUUAGGAGUGAGCUGUAACUGAAAAGUUGGUAUGUGUAAGAGAGGAGGUAAUAUUGUUCAACUAUUACUUUUUCUUUACUUAAAAGAAUAGGAAGCCCAAGGUUAUUAACGGUGUACUUGGCCACAGUUCUUCAUAGGAGGGAAGAUUUAUACCAUCAAUUAUCACUGUCAUAAAGGAUCAAUAUAUGCAAAUUACAACAUGAUGCACCAAGUAUAUAAGACACUGCCAGAUGAUAGGCCAAUUAUGUCUAUACAUGUCAUUGAAGAUCCAGAUAAAUGUCCCACUGGGUUUGUUGUGGUUUCUCGAACACAUGAUCAAGAUUCGGAUGCAGAUCUGUGGCGAGAGGGAAGUUUCUUUGGGAAGAAGUGUACGCGUUACAUCUGUCUGUCAAAGACUGAGGGUAUAACAGAUUAUAUUAUAGAGUCAGUAGCCAUUAUUAAUGAAAAGGAAGUGCCACCUGAUGGAUAUGCACUUAUCACACGUACAGCUGACACUGACCAGCGAGCAUGGCGCAAACGACAGCUCUGCUACCGACUGGCAAGACGAAAUCAAGCUGCCUCUGCAGUAACAGAUAUCAUCGUGAUGGGGCGGCUGAAAAAGGCUCCAAAUGGUUUCUCUUUAGCUGGAGAAAUUAAUGGGAUGACUGUGUGCUUUAAAUGUGGACCAAGUUUAGCACCUGUAAAUAAACCCAGUGCAACACAACCAUCCCAGUUGCUUUACAGCUUGAGUCCGGCUCCGACCUAUCUCCCUCAUUUUAAUAGUCCACAACCUUACUCAGCUGCUGCAGUUGUCAACAAGGCCCCAAUAAAUGGUGAGGCAGGAGGAGAGUCUCCACAUGAAUAUGAACAGUUAGUCUCGCUCCAACCGUCACGACCAGCUCCCAAACCUCCUGGUGCAAGCACUCAUGGAACAUAUGCCACAAUAGCAGCAUAUAGUGGUCUUGAUGGAGUGCCAUUUAUUUUGAAUCCAUCUUUACAAAAUCUUUCCCAUCGACAUACACAUCAGAUUCCUGUAAUUAAAUCUAAGACGAAACAUGAACUCAACAAAGAAUAUGACUAUGAUUUCCGAGUCGAACGGGAGACAUAGGAAAUGUAAGAAAUGAGUGACUCUAUUCAUGUAACAAAAGCUUGAUGUGAUGAGAGCACUGUGCCAUAGCAGUUUCCUUUGAUUGUUGUUGUCCAAGCUAAAUAACAUGCCUAAGUUUCUGCAUUUUUUGUUAGUGUGGUAAAGUUUGUCAGGUUCAUGUAGACUUUUUCAGAAGUGAGAAUUUAGAUCAGUGGCCUAGGAUGAUUUCCUGAUGUAUUCUGACUUCUUGUGCCUUUCCAGUAUUUUGAUUUCAGGACAAUCCAGAAGUCUUCAUAUAUAUAAAUGUGAGGGUUUUCACAGAGGUGACUGUUAGGAUUGUGACACAAUAUAGUUUUUGUGAGCAGAUAUGGAUGUUUCAGAGAGAUUUGCUGCCUCCAUCUUUGAGGUAUUUCUCUAAAAUGUCGGUAUCCAACCACAAAACUAUAUGAUAUCACAAUCCAGAAACCCACCAUCAUAGUCUUAGUUUGUUAAAGUUGCUAAUUUUGUUUUAUUGCUAGUGGGGUGGGACUAAGUCCCUUGUACUGCGGGCACUUCUGGCCUAUUGUACCAAAGUUACAUAGAAAGUUUGGAUCAAUUCAGAAUUUGACUUAUAUGCACUACCAAAAAUGUGAAUGUAUGAGUAAAGUAGAGCAAUAAUUUUUUCCCAAUUAUGAGCCUUGUUUCUUUUAAACAUCAUCUUUUAUGAAAAUAAUAAACAAACUCUGUGAUAACUCCAUAUCUAUUUGAACAUACAUUACAAUGAAAAUUAUGGGUGUGAAUUCAUAUAUUGGUAAUAGCUGUUAGUAUCCAAACAUUUAUUUAGAGUGGAACCCACAAUUAAUGUUCCUCAGUUUAAGGUUUUCAUUCGCUUAGUGUUCAAUGUAAAUUACUCAAAGUCAGUAAUCUCAGUGUUAAAUUAUUUCCUUUUAGGAUUUUCCUCAGUUUAGUAUUAAAAUUCACCCCUCCCCAUAGAAACCUUAAAUGGUGGGUUCACUGUAUUACCUAGUACUUAGAGUUUUUUAAAUUUGUUGACUGGUUCACGGCAACUGGUGUGCUGCUUGCCACAAGGCACAUGCAGAUUUUGCCAAUGAAUCAGCAUGCCUGGGGGCCAAUAACGUUGGAAUGAAGGGAAGUAAUUAACUUGUGGACUGCUUGACAGCAUUAUGUUUCACAGCGAGCAGUGCACUUCAUGCGUGGGAGUUUGUUUAUGAUUUGUCAGUAGUAGACUACAGUUAUCAGCUCCAUUAGCUAUUUGUUCUCAGUUAUGGUUAGUGAGCAGGGUAGUAGUGGUGCAGUAUACUUCAGAGCAACGUGUCUUUCUGUAUGACACCUAUGUGAAAUACGGAUCUGCUAGAAUGUGUCAGUGAAAUUUUCGAUGUAAAUUUUGUGAUUGAGUUUGCAGCAGACAAACAAUUUACAAUUUGACAAAUAAACUUAGAACAACAGGACUCUUAACAGACAAGGAGCAAAAACAUAAAUGCUGAGUGCUUACUGAGGAGAAGUUAGAUGGCACAGGGGCCAGACUUGAACAUACACCUAGAAAAUUACUGAAAUGUCUAGCUCAAGAGACUGGAGUGUCAAUGUCUAGUGCAAGAAUAGCAAUACAAUUGCAGAAGCUUGGACCCUAUAAAACAACAGUAGUCCACGCAUGCUUUGCGUGUACAAAAUACAACUAGCAGGGUUCAUUUUUGCAUUUGGUUUCUACAGUCUGUUGUUGAAGAUGAGAUCGAUCUGCAGUUGAUGUUGUUUUCUGAUUAAGCAUGGUUUCACUUGCAGGGAUACAUAAAUACGCAAAAUAAUCUGGAUUUCACAGAAUCUGCAUCUAACCCAUGAAGUCCCACUCCAUCCAAUAGAAGUAGGUGCGUGGUGUGCUACAAGUAGAAGAAAGAUUGUUAUAUCUCUGUUUUUUAAUUAAACAGUUGUAAAAGAUGUCUACAUACAGAGGAAUAGCAUUUUCAGCAACUCCUGUGAUCUGUGAUUUGUAACUGCUUCAUUCCCAACAUUACAAGCUGUCAGGCAUGUGAUUCGUCAGCAAAAUUCAUAUGGCUCACAGCUGGCAUUGUACAGGUUGCUGUAAGCACAGAGCCAUGGAACCAGUCAACAAAGUAAAAAUCCUCCCUGUAUUUCUCAGUUUUUUUAUCUACAUGUUCAUAUGAUAAUUUUAUAGGUUGAUUCCUUUUAUGCAUCAUGUGAAUUGACCAAAUCUUUAAGGUUCCAGUUAGAAAAAUUGUAAAAUCCAAAUGGGUUUUACUAGUCUAAUCAACUCCUGCUGCUUGUUUGUCCUAUAAUAGCAUAUAUUCAAAAUCUUCUUUUUGCAAGUUAGUGUUACUGAUCACACUUUUUCAAGUUUGCUAACAAAAGUUAUGAAACUUUUUGGUUAUGCCAUUUACCUUGGAUACUUCAAUAUCAUUAACAUUAGGUAAUGAUUAUUGUUUGUUUAAAAUAUUAGUAAUUAAGGAAAUUGGUACCAUCAUAAGAAUUUGGUUCAAGAUCAGACUUUUCUGUCUCUAGUGUUCGAUGUAUUACUGCCUUGAAUUGAGCCUGAAGGAACAUAAGAUUAAACACUUUAGUUUUAUAUACAUUACAGAUCCCAUGGAUCAUUUUAUCAAGAAACUACUGUUUAUAAAAGUAAAUGUUGCAAAAGGAACAUAUGUAUUACUGAAGAGAGUGGUCUUGUGGGAUGGGACUUUGCAUAGUUUGACUGGUGAGUACAAGUAUUCCAGAGGACACUUUUGACUCUUCCCAUCUUCCAGACUACAUGACAACUCAUCCAGAAAAGCCAUAAUCUUGAUGCUCAGUUCUGUGAGAACCUCAGAUCUCACCAUUAUUACUGCCAUCUGUUGACCAUGAUAAGAAGAGGCACAGCUGACAGUUUAGUUUUAUAUAACACUGUACUCUUUAUUUAUGUUAACAAACUGCUGAUUUAUAUUCAGAGAGAAUUUUGGAUUUGGUGUGGAAUAGGAUGUAAUUGCUAGGCUGGUAAAAUGUUAUUGAAAAUUAUUAACAUUUAUCAGAAGGAAGAAUUUUGUUAUGUCUUCCUCAUUGGUUGUCAGUUAUUAAUCUGUGUACCUUCCUGAGAACUAAGUGUUGUAUGGCAGUUGCUCACCAUUUUCAGGAGUUAUGUUCCAGAAAGUCACUGGAUUGUCAAGCCCAACACCUUAUAGGAAAUAUGAGGUUAGGUGAACUUUGUUCGGCCUCUGCCAUCAUUCAUAAAACUUCACUUGAUCUAAAAACUAAAAGUACUCGUAUGUAUGACAUAUUCCAAACUAAUGUCUGUUCAUGUGACAGCUGCUGCUGCUCCUCUUUUUCCUUCUCCUCCUCCCCUCCCCUUCCUCCUCCUCCUAGAAACAGUUCCCAGUAUGUGUAUGUUCUGUUUUAGCCUCAAGACUGAAACAUGCGAGUAUAAUGCACUGGAAUGUGUGCAACUUUUGAGUCUAGACAGGUUUGCCAUUGUGCAUCAGUUCUUUGCCCGUUUCCAUACCAGCUGAAAAAGCAUUUGGUAACAUAUUAAUUGAUAUUGAAAUUGUUAGCUUUAUUAUUUACUGCGAGAUAGGUGACAGUGACAUAUGAUCUUUCAAGUCAUCAUGACAUGUUUCAGUAAUCCCCAGUGGGUGAAAGGAUAUGAUUUAUGCAAAGCAGAGGUUGGUUGCAGGUUGCAGGUUUUAAGUGAUGGAAGUGACUUAGGCACUGGUGGUUUCUCUGCCCCCCCUCCCCCAAGCAUUAGAUGGGUGGUUGUCUUAUUCCCUGUUGUAAUCCUGCAACCCCUGCUUCUAAGUGCUGCAUUUGUUCAUCCAGACCUUGUUUAAAGGUAAGGCUAAGCUUCAUACUUAAAUUGAUUGAUUUCCACAAAAUGAUUGGUCAGACUGGAAGCAGUCAACUUCUGUUUUUUCUCCGCAUCCUAAUUGCCCUCCUCGUCACUGAAGAAUUUCUUAAUCUUCUUAGGUCUUCCAAAUGUGACCAAAACGGCGGUCGCACACUUGGUAUAAUUCACUUGUGGACUCAAGCCACGGAGUUUUUGUUUUGUUUUCUAUUAUUGUACAUCUUCAGGAUCCUAAAUUAAAUGUUGCUACUAUGGUUCUCAGUUCAGAAGUUUGCAUGCCUGUUACAUUCCUAUGGCUGGUGGUAAGAAAUGAAAAUUUAGUGACAUCUUGGUAGCCACCAGUGGCAUAAUGUUUCUGCCACAUUUUGUGAAGAUCGGUCACGUGGCUCAAAUGUUGAAUAGAUGGGCCACAUAGACAUGCGUACGCGGGUCACGCAGUAAUCUCAUAAUCUGAGUUUGUUUUCCCCUGAGGAAGGGAAGUUUGCUAAUUAAGUAUCACAAAAGUGUGUGCUGUAAUGGUUACGUGGAAGCUAUAAAACUGGUGUUAUAUUUGCUACAGCCCUGUCCCCCACAAAUAUAAACCCUUUUUCCUGUGUAUGCACAAAUUACAAGUUGGGAUCAUAAAAUCAAAACCUGGAUACAGACAGAAAAUCACAGAUUCUUGAAAUUCAUGAUUAGUAAGGGAUUACUGCUUCUUCAUUUUGUUUUGAUAUCACUUGAUGUACUUUACAUGACUGUCAGAUAUAUUAAUAUGAAUAGAGAUUAAUGUAAAAGAUUAAAUUGAGGCCCUUGUUAAUAACAGAAAUAAAUACAAGUGGAUCAUAGUUUAAAUAGUAUAAAUCGAAGUUGGGGGGUGGGGGUGUCAUGAUUUGUAUUCUUGCUUAAAAUGCAUUUGAUGCAACAAUAAAAAUCUUGAAGGAGUGUAGUGUCUCCAGAAACUUCAAAGGCUGGUUAACAGAGCAGCACUAAGUUACCAGUGUAUCACAAAAGUAAUUUUUUUUUUCCCCAAUGGAAACAUGAUACCUAAUGAUUUGAAAUCCAGAUGUGCAUCAUUGAUCCUUUUUAGAGCGGUAACCAUGAAAUUUUGCUGUGGUGUUACUGCGACUCAAUGUUUAUUGUAAAUACACUUCCCUGUUUUUUAUUAUUUGCUAAUCAUGUUCCACACAUGCUAUUAGCAAAAUAAAUUACUGGAAUUUACCCUGCUAUUAAAUCUCAGUUGCAUAUGAAACAAGACUGAAAGUAUACGGUGUACAUUUAACGGACCCUUUCAGCCAAGGAAAUUCAAAAUAAUGAGCUAAAAUCCAUGGCCACAUAUGUAUUUACAUAAACUCAAAAAGGAGUUAUGGUUUUAUGUAAAUUGUAUUUUAAUUGGACAUAUUGUCACGUGUCUGGGGUUCCAUUACAAGUAGUAAUGGGUUCUGGAUUGGGUGAUUGAAUUUACUGGAGCUUCCUUGCAGUCACUUUUAAUUACAAUUGAUUAUGACAGCUCACAAUUAAUGACUGUCUCAGACUCGCUCCAUUCCUUACUGGACUGUGAGUGUCUUCUCUUCUGUGUGACUGACCUGGUUCCGAUUUACAAGUCAGUCACUUCUUCAGCUUUCAUUGUCCACAGGUUAACACUCCACAGCUGAACACUGAACUCUCUUACAGCUGAAUUACAACUCCCUUACAACUGAACUAUGACUACCUUACAACUGUACUCUAAACUAACUCUUUUAUAACUUCAGGGGGAACCGAAUAAAGUUCUUAUGUUAUUCUAUGUUUAUCUGUUGCUACGAAAUGUGAUUGGCGAGCCAUUGGCUAUCAGUGGACAUCCACGUCUGUUCGUAUUUGCGGGAACUUUUGUCACUGAACCAUUGCCUAGCAAUGAUGAUAAUAAUUUAUGGAAAAGUGAAUGGUGUAUAAAAUGUGUCAAUUUAUAUCUUAUGAUUCUAUUGAGAACAUUCUUUCCUCUUAUAAAUAUUUAUUGGGUUUUUCUUUUGUUCCAUUCUGGUCCGUCACACUAAUAAUAUGAUGAACAGUUAAACUAGAUGAAACUGUUUAACUUUUCAUAAUAUUAUUGGGUUAUGCUUUAGAUGCAUGCUGAUAUGUAUGUGAUUCUUUACGUAAAAUUCUCUCUUAGUUUCCAUAUAUAGUGUUACAGGUCUCAGUCAUCAUGAUCCUUAAGGUCUUCUCAUAAAUGUGAACUCUAUUUUGAUUUUACAGUACUGUAUUGUAACUUCUCCAGCACUAUCGAUGGAAUGGAUGGAAGGUCUGUGUCCUAGAUAAAAGACAUGUCUUUUGAUUUGUUGACUCUGUAUCAAAUACAGAAAGAAAUACCUCAGUUUUGCAAAUGGCUUCUUUUUAUGUGUCUGUAAAAUUUGCAUUUCAGUCUGCAUAAAUGUAACAGAUAUUUUUGGAAGAACUUGUUUUUGUUGGGGGCACGCGGUAGCAUAGUUGGUUGAGGGGCUAUGCUACAAGCCAAAAGGUCGUGGGUUCAAGUCCC
Messenger RNA from Cryptotermes secundus, 7807 nucleotides. It is a transcript of the gene Mvb12, whose product is annotated as multivesicular body subunit 12A. Gene Ontology annotation, biological process: viral budding; regulation of epidermal growth factor receptor signaling pathway; endosome to lysosome transport via multivesicular body sorting pathway. Gene Ontology annotation, cellular component: ESCRT I complex; cytosol. The record is from RefSeq and is a predicted model, not a curated record. The transcript is spliced from 8 exons. Lineage: Eukaryota; Metazoa; Arthropoda; Insecta; Blattodea; Kalotermitidae. Bases 636 to 1523 code for a protein of 295 amino acids.